Molecule: messenger RNA, 357 nt
Organism: Apodemus sylvaticus (European woodmouse)
Lineage: Eukaryota; Metazoa; Chordata; Mammalia; Rodentia; Muridae
Product: protein FAM104A-like
Exons: 3
Coding region: 1-357 (118 amino acids)
Source: RefSeq, a predicted model, not a curated record
AUGGACCUGGUCAGAAAACGAAGACCAGAUGACAACGAGGAUGACAACCUCCAGCCACCUCAUCCCAAGAGGACUAAGACAGACCAGGCCUUACAGGACACUCAUGCUGAACAGUUAACAAACAACGACAAUGGACGUAACCACAGCAACAUCAAUAACACCAAUUGUGAGAGAGUUCCAGGUAACAACUUAAGCGAGAGCACUGCUGAAGAAUAUUCCAACAUUCAUGAAUUAUCACAAGAGGAGGACUAUGAAGUAUGCCAAGAGGUACAUCUUUACUCCCACAUUAACAACAUCUUGAAGGAAGCUCAUCUUUACAGCCGCAGGCAGAGAGGACAGUCAAGCCUGACCAACUAA